Chionomys nivalis (European snow vole) is the source of this 3357-nucleotide messenger RNA. It is a transcript of the gene Prlr, whose product is annotated as prolactin receptor. Gene Ontology annotation, cellular component: signaling receptor complex; membrane; external side of plasma membrane. The record is from RefSeq and is a predicted model, not a curated record. Gene Ontology annotation, molecular function: cytokine binding; cytokine receptor activity. Gene Ontology annotation, biological process: cytokine-mediated signaling pathway. Lineage: Eukaryota; Metazoa; Chordata; Mammalia; Rodentia; Cricetidae. The coding region runs from base 323 to 2173 and encodes 616 amino acids. The transcript has 10 exons.
UGGCGACUGCGGGAGCAGAGGCUAAAAUCCCCAGACGCCGGGUCUUCUGGGCUGGGCUUUCCCCGCCUUCCUGUUCAGUCUUACUCGCUCUUCUCCUGCCUUCUGGAUUUUUACCCAGGGCUCAGGAAACUGCUUCACCUGCAGCAAUAAAGCUCACGUCCAUUGCAGGAAGUGCGCACCGCCUGGUAUGGCAGACUUUUCUCCCCAGCAAAACUGAAGGACACUUCUCCUAUCUCUGAAGGUGAGCACCACAGAUGCUUUGCACAUGAGCCCUAAAGGGAGCCUCUGAUACAUUGCCUGGAGCAAGAAAACAGGGGCCAACAUGCAGGAAAACAUGACAUCUGCCCUUGCUUUCAUCCUACUUUUUCUCAACAUCAGCCUUCUGAAUGGACAAUCACCACCUGGAAAACCUGAGAUCCACAAAUGCCGGUCUCCAGACAAGGAAACAUUCACCUGCUGGUGGAAUCCCGGCACAGAUGGAGGACUUCCUACCAAUUACUCACUGACUUACAGCAAAGAAGGAGAGAAAACUACCCAUGAAUGUCCAGACUACAAAACCAGUGGCCCCAACUCCUGUUUCUUUAGCAAGCAGUAUACUUCCAUAUGGAAAAUAUACGUCAUCACAGUAAAUGCUACCAACGAAAUGGGAAGCAGUGCAUCGGAUCCACUUUAUGUGGAUGUGACUUACAUAGUUGAGCCAGAGCCUCCUCGGAACCUGACUUUAGAAGUGAGACAGCUGAAAGAUAAGAAGACGUAUCUGUGGAUAAAAUGGUCCCCACCCAACAUAACUGAUGUGAAAACUGGUUGGUUUACAAUGGAAUAUGAAAUUCGGUUGAAGUCUGAAGGGGCAGAUGAGUGGGAGAACCAUUUUACAGGGCAGCAAACGCAUUUUAAGGUUUUUGACUUAUAUCCAGGACAAAAAUACUUUGUCCAGACUCGCUGCAAGCCAGACCAUGGAUACUGGAGUAGGUGGGGCCAAGAGAAUUCCAUUGAAAUACCCAGUGACUUCACCCUAAAAGAUACAACCGUGUGGAUCAUUGUGGCCAUUCUCUCUGCUGUCGUCUGUUUGAUUACGGUCUGGGCAGUAGCUUUGAAAGGCUAUAGCAUGAUGACCUGCAUCUUUCCACCAGUUCCUGGGCCAAAAAUAAAAGGAUUUGAUACUCAUCUGCUGGAGAAGGGCAAGUCUGAAGAACUCCUGAGUGCCUUGGGAUGCCAAGACUUCCCCCCCACUUCUGACUCUGAGGACUUGCUGGUGGAGUUCUUAGAGGUGGAUGACAAUGAGGACGAACAGCUAAUGCCCUCCCGUUCCAAAGAGUACCCAGGCCAAGGUGGGAAACCCACGCACCUAGACCCCGACAGUGACUCGGGUCACGGAAGCUAUGACAGCCAUUCUCUUCUGUCUGAAAAGUGUGAGGAACCCCAGGCCUACCCACCUACUUUUCACAUUCCUGAGAUCAUUGAGAAGCCAGAGAAUCCUGAAGCAAAUAUCCCUCCAGCCCAGGACCCCCAGAGCAGCGUCCCCUAUUUUCACGCAGAUGUAUCCAAAUCUUCAACAUGGCCUCUGCUGCCAGGCCAACACAUGGCCAGGUCUCCUUAUCACAGCACUGCUGAUGUGUGCAAGCUCGCUGGAGGUCCGGUAGACACGCUCGCCUCUUUCCUGGACCAAGCAGGAAAACAUUUUCUAAAAAUCUCUAAAACCCUUGAGACUGAAGAGGAAGAAGAGGUGGCGGAGCACGAUGAGACGAAAAGCUUCCGUUCUAAAACUAAACAAAACGCAUCAUGGCCCCUGCUCCAGGAGAAAGGCUCCAUUGUCUAUGCUAAACCCCCAGAUUAUGUGGAGAUUCACAAAGUCAACAAAGAUGGAGUACUAUCAUUGUUCCCCAAACAGAAAGGAAACAACCAGAUGGAGAAGCCUGGGGUUCCUGAAACCAGCAAGGAGUACGCCAAGGUGUCUGGGGUUGUGGAUGACAACAUCCUGGUGUUAGUGCCAGAUUCACGAGCUCAGAACACAGCUUUGUGUGGGGAUACAGCCAAGAAGGCUCCACCAAUGCUCGAACAGAAUCAGUCUGAGAAAGAUCUGGCCAGCUUGGCUGCAACCUCAAGCAACUGCAGACUCCAACUGGGCAGGUUGGAUUACCUGGAUCCUACAUGCUUCAUGCACUCCUUUCACUGAUAGCUAGACUCGUGGAACGAUUGGCUAAAAUGUGAUUUCUCUUCAGGUAACACUACAGAGUCGUGGAACAGUGUGGUCUGCUAGCAAAUGUUUCAGGAUGUGGGUAAAAUAACACACUACUUCACUCCUUUACAUGCUCCUAUUUCAGCACCUUCCUCCCCUCAGCAGCUGGUUUCCAGAACAAUCGAUGGUGUAUGCUGUGAUUCGCAAACUUGCUCUUUGCUAUUAGUAAUAUAUAUGUACAUAUAUAUGCAUACAUAUGUAUAUAUAUAAUGUGUUCAAUGAAAUAAAAGCACAUUGUUGGCCAUUCUUGAGGGAUGGUGCCAACAGGUAUAGCCUCUGCAAUAGAUUUGGCUUGUGGUAGAGGUAUAAACAGUCAAAAUAACUUAAUGUAAGAUGAUGUUGAAAAGGCCGUAAAAGAGCUUUUCAAAACGGAUGGCCAAGCCUUUACACUCCUCCUUCAUUUGAUUCGAAUGGUCCAAGUAUAACCCUUUUCUGAAAGGACACAUUCCAGGGCACCAGCCAAAUUGUUUACAACAGUCCCUAUGCCUGCCUGUAUGCAAAUGAAAUCAGGCCCCCCUUUUUUUUUUCUUAAAGUAAUUUGAGUGUGUCAAGAAUGGUUUAUCCUGCCUAAAUGUUAUUUCUUUUUAAGGCCUCUAGAGUGUAUAGUUUGGGGGAAUAGAAUUUUCUUACAAAAUAAGGCCAAUGAAUUUCACGUGAUGAACCAUUUUCAAAUGUUUUCCUUGCUUCAUUUCAGCAGGACAGAUGAUUUGUUAUACACCCUAGUAUUUUCUUAGUAGAAAACAGACUCCCAAAGACUAAUUUUAAUCUAACCGGUAAUUAUUGCAGGGUGGUACUAGAAGUGUUGCCUUACUGUAUAUACAAUUUUGCUUUAAUACAAACCCGUAAGUUUAGCACUGUAUUUUUGAAGACUAUUUUUCUAUUGCUUAGGUAAAGUAAAGACUAUUUUCUAACUUCCCAAUACUGCUGUUUACGUCUUCAAGUGGGGGGCAGUCAUUUCUGCUGCAAGGUUAUAAUGAGUAUUUAAAGUAUAUAUAGUAUAUGCAGACCAUGUCAGAGAGAAAUGUCAGGCCAACCCCUUGCCCACUUAAGAAUGUGAAGUGAAUGAAUAAUUUAAAUAGGUACAAAAUAGUACCAUUUAUCUGAUUUUUUUUUUUUUUAUC